AUGCAGAGGAAGGAGAUCGAAUGCCCCAGGCGCGACAAACGCUAUGUGCUGAAGCUCUUUGUUGAGAAAUGGCCUAGACCAUACACUCGGGCCAUGGCAGCGAAUAGCUUCGGUAUUCACGACAAUACCAACGACAUUAUCACCAUGAAUUGUCCGCAGCACGAGUCGAUGCCACAAGAUCACUUCAAUCAGAUGCCGCACUCGCACAUCACGCACCGAUCAGAUGCCCACGGGCAACAUUCACGGACGCGCGGACCACAUUGGAAUCGGCAGAGCACAAAACCAUUUCGACCAUCGAUGUUCUUCUCUUCUUCUUCCUCAACAUCCGACACUCACCAACCUUCCUCGCCGUUCCACUCUCAUCAACCAUCCUUCAUCGACAUCACUCUGGAUCCCACAGCAUUUACCUUUCAGCCUGCCUCAGCAUACAGAGCACAACACAAUCAGUCGCAAGCUCUCACUAUCGAUCCGCUGUCCUUUUGGUGGCAACUUCCUGACUGGACUCCAAGACCUCACACAUCCCUCGACACUAUGGACACUCAGCCAGUCAUCAUCGGCUUCGGCCCAAAGUCGCGCUAUGGCAAACCUGCGCACAUCGACAUGCCGAGGCGGAGCCACUUCAAGCCGGAGCUAGUUGAUGUCUACAUCGCGGAUGAGUUUGUUGAAGCGAUCCCGCGCAAAGAUCUCGUGCGCUUCUCCAUUGCGGCGGCGAAGGCUUUCCCAAGGCCUGUCAAGUCGAGCACCAAAGCUCAAGUAGUGCCGAUCGCUGAGUCUUCGAAUCAGCCGCAAUCUCCUCGAGAUUCUGGCUACCAAGGAAGCCCAAAACUACCCGCGGGUUCCAGGGCCGGCGCCUUACCUGUGCAGACCGGGAAAAUUCUGCCUUCUCCAGACCACUCUAGCGCUCCGAAGGGUCGGAAGCAGCUCAGGCUGUUCUUGGAUGCCCCCGAGAUGCCGUCAUUCGAAGCUGUCCAGUCCGCACUCAAGUGGAUGAAGGACAACGCCGACGCCGAUGGCAGCGCACGACUCCUUGACUUUGGUCCAAGCUCACUCGAAGACGCACAGCUGAUCGAUCUUAUCGAUCUCUAUCAGACUGCCCUCUGCUUCGAUCUGCGGCCAUUCCCCAAGCGCAUUAGAAUCGAGAUCCUCAAUCGCCUCACCACUAACCGCCCUGACGUCAACACAUUCCGCCAGCUCUCCCGCUUCCUUCCCCUCGACGACUCGGCCAUCAAGAGGUCCAUCAAUUCCUUUCACGACUUCUGGCGCGCGAAGGAGUAUACGGCUGGCGAGCUUGCUGAGUUCGACGACUUUCUCGCGCAGGACGAGAACAAGGACUUCGAGAGGAGACUUGCUCAGAUCUUCAAGGCGCGCCGCGUGGCGCACGCAAAGGGCCUUGAGGAUGCGAAGGCGACCGGAGACCACACAAAGCAUGUUCCGCAGAAGGGUGCCCUGCGGUCGGGCCGCGGAGUCGCAGCACAUGGGCAGACGGCCGACACUGGGCUCUCUACUAAGCAGAAUGUCGAGGGAAAGGACAACCAUCAGAAGACUACAAAGGUGACCAAGGCCAUGUCGAAGCAGGCCGGCAAGGAGGACGCCGCGGACGGCACGAAGGGAAGCAAGAAAUCCGAACAAGUCGCCACCGAUAACUCUAGCGAGGGCAAAGAAGUUGGCGAAGUUUCUGAGGCGUCACCUGGUGGUCGUCGUCGUCCUCGACGUGCUCAGCAGGCUCGAGGGAAGGCUCUGACAGCUGAGGCCGAAGCCAAAGCCUAG
Molecule: messenger RNA, 1767 nt
Organism: Zymoseptoria tritici IPO323
Lineage: Eukaryota; Fungi; Ascomycota; Dothideomycetes; Mycosphaerellales; Mycosphaerellaceae
Exons: 2
Coding region: 1-1767 (588 amino acids)
Source: RefSeq, a predicted model, not a curated record